Hirundo rustica (Barn swallow) is the source of this 2836-nucleotide messenger RNA. RefSeq names its product reticulocalbin 1 (gene RCN1). Bases 1 to 963 code for a protein of 320 amino acids. Gene Ontology annotation, molecular function: calcium ion binding. Lineage: Eukaryota; Metazoa; Chordata; Aves; Passeriformes; Hirundinidae. The record is from RefSeq and is a predicted model, not a curated record. Gene Ontology annotation, cellular component: endoplasmic reticulum. The transcript is spliced from 6 exons.
AUGGCGGCCGGCGGGGCGCUGAAGGCGCUGCCGGCGCUGCUGCUGCUGCUGGCGGCGGGCGCGCUGGGCAAGCCCACGGUGCGGCAGGAGCGGGCCCGGCCCGGAGCCGCGCAGCACGAGGACCGGCCCGGCUUCCAGUACGACCACGAGGCCUUCCUGGGCAAGGAGGAGGCGCGGAGCUUCGACCAGCUCAGCCCGGAGGAGAGCCGUGAGCGCCUGGGGAAGAUCGUGGAUAGAAUAGAUGACAACAAAGACGGCUAUAUCACAACAGAGGAAUUAAAAACCUGGAUUAAACGAGUACAGAAACGCUACAUCUAUGAAAAUGUGGCUAAAGUUUGGAAAGACUAUGAUCUAAACAAGGAUGAUAAAAUUGCCUGGGAAGAAUACAAACAAGCCACAUAUGGUUAUUAUCUAGAAAAUCCAGAAGAAUACCAAGAUGCAACCGAUCAGCACAGUUUUAAGAAAAUGCUGCCCAGAGAUGAAAGACGAUUCAAAGCUGCAGAUCUGGAUGGAGACUCGGCUGCCACUCGUGAAGAAUUCACUGCUUUCCUUCACCCAGAGGAGUUCGAGCACAUGAAAAACAUUGUUGUCUUAGAAACCUUAGAAGACAUAGACAAAAACGAGGAUGGUUUUGUGGAUCAAGAUGAAUACAUUGCUGAUAUGUUUGCAAAUGAGGAGGGUGGACCAGAGCCUGACUGGGUGAUUACAGAGCGUGAGCAGUUUUCAGAUUUUCGUGAUCUCAACAAGGAUGGAAAGAUGGACAAAGAUGAGAUCCAGCACUGGAUCCUCCCCCAAGACUACGAUCAUGCACUAGCUGAAGCCAGGCACUUAGUCCACGAAUCUGAUGUAGACAAGGAUCAAAAACUAACAAAAGAGGAAGUUCUAGACAACUGGAAUAUGUUUGUUGGAAGUCAAGCUACUAAUUAUGGGGAGGACCUCACGAGAAACCAUGAUGAACUAUGAUACAAAGUACCAACCAGUGCGCCCCACAUCUUUUCUCCACAUUACUGAAAUCGCUGUGUCCAUCUCCUCUUAGAGGGAGGAUGGGCAAGGGACACUCACAACUGAAGGACUUGCAUUAAUAUUAUUAUUAACAUGUCAGCUUAUUACCUCAGAAACUAUGUAGAAAUAGCUUUUUUUUCACUUGGUUAAAUACAGUGUAUUAUUACUACAGUUUUGUAUUUGAAAAAUAAGAAGGUAAUUUUUCUGAAUAGGUUAGAGCCUGACAUGGAAAAGGGACUUCUAAAACCAUUGCAAAGAUCUUUAAUAGCGAAGUAUUUUCUUCAAAUACCCACUUUUACCAUAGUGAAAUGCACCUAGAAUUAGAACCCUAAUGUUUAAACAGACUUAAGUUAUUUAGUUGUCUUUUCUAAUAGCAUGUGACAGUUUAGAGAUAACCCUUGGAGCCUCCUACCCAGAGAAGAGUUUGAGACCAGCUUUGUCUCCACACAGUUUCUGCACCCCUGUUGGGUCAGUGGUGCUGCAGGAGUGUCCAGCAGGCCCCUGGCUCCUGCUUUAAUGUGCAAGAUGCACAGGUGGCCCUUGUCCCUGACCCCAGCAUUCCCAGCCAGGGAUGCAGAGUCCAACAUGGCAGCUGCUCCUUCUGACAGCAGGGAAAGGUACAACUGUUUGUGGGCCCUUGGCUUUGCUGCUUCCUGGGAGGUUUUGUGCCACAUGGAGCUUAAUUUAUCUCCUGCUUUUCACACUUUACCCGAGCCCUACUCUUGUUCACGCAGUGUGAAUGGCAGCAGUUCUGUGAUGGAGAAAGAAUGAGACAUAUCACCCCUCUGGGCCUUCUGUCUCCUCUGCCACAUAAGAGGACAGAUUUUUGUGGCUGAAGUUCUGGGUUUGUGUGUAUAUACACACAAGUACAUGUCACUGAAGCAACUCUAAAGACAGCUCUCCUUCCAGAAAAGGGAGGAAGCUUUCCACACAGGUGCUUUCUUCUUUAAUAUAUAAUGUGAGUUGUUACAUGUAUAUUUUUAUAUACCAAACUUAGAUAAGUUUGGUUGUUUUUAAAUGUAGUGGUUUUAAAAUAAGCACAAUAAAAGCAAUACUUCUUUUUGAUACUGUGAAGUUGCAAUAACACUAACACAGAUUACCAGAGAGAUGAUGUGAAAACACAAACCAAGCCUCUAAAGCCAGUAGCUCCCAAAGCAUUGGGGUGGUCAUUUCCAAAAGUAUCUGGACAUACAGCUCCAACUGUUCUCUGUCACCUCAUUAAAUAAAAAAAAAAAAAAAAAAAAAAAAAAAAAAAAAAAAAAAAAAAAAAAAAAAAAAGUGCAGCAUAGAUAGCUGCUGUAACUAGACUUUGUUCUGGACACUAAUACUGGGAGAUCAGGACUCCACAGCAGAGUUCUCUGGAAGUUUCCUGGAAGGUUUGGUCUAAAACAUCACACCCUGUUCCCAUAACCAUCCAGAGGGGUGCUUUGAGACUCCCAAGAUGUGAGACACUACAACAGUUCAAGACAUUUGUGAAAAUCAUCAGGAGGCAGUGCAGAGCUGUGACCUCAGUAACCAGUGUCGUUUUUAUAAGGUCAUAGAAGAAUCGCGGUGGCAUAUUUUACAUCUUGCCCUUGAAGAUAAUUAAAUCUAGAUUGCUGUGUCUGACAGAGAUUAUGUGUGCUUGCUGGCACCACUACUAAGCUUUUGGGGUGUACUUCUUAUGACAUUGCCAGCAAUAGCUGAAAAAUCCCUACCUCUCCCACUAACAUACAGUAGGGCAUAUGUCAUAAAAGUGAACUGGUUUUGCUUUUACAGUACCCUCAAGUUAAACAAAAGCCUAAAUGCAGUGUUAUCUGGGAAGCAAUAAAAUUGUAUCUUGGCACAUGCAAAU